CGGGGGAGGGGGCGUCUGGAAUUGCCUCCCCAUCGCUCCCUGAGCUGAACAAGCCUCUGGAGGACGCCCCGGCCCAGGCACUGGGAAGCAGCCACAUGCCGCACCAAGGGGCUGGCGGCGUGAACCAGCUGGGGGGGCUCUUCGUGAAUGGCCGCCCCCUGCCCCCGGGCAAGAGGAAGAGGAUCGUCCAGCUGGCGGCGAGUGGGGUGCGCGCCUGUGACAUCUCCCGGAGCCUGAAGGUUUCCAAUGGCUGCGUGAGCAAGAUCCUGGGCCGCUACUACCAGACAGGCGCCGUGGAGCCGAAGGCCAUCGGCGGCAGCAAGCCCCGCAUGGCCACCCCAGAGGUGGUGGCCCGAAUCGCGCAGCUGAAGCUGGCGCACCCGUCCAUCUUCGCGUGGGAGAUCAGGAGGAAGCUGCGCUCUGAAGGCAUCUGCGCCAGCGACCGGACGCCCAGCGUGUCCUCCAUCAACCGGGUGCUGAGGAACCUGCAAGGGGACAUGCGGCUCACAGCUGACUUUGCAGAGGCGCCCGCGUCCCGGUGGCACCCUGGGAGGAGCUCAGCGUCGGCCAGGGGACCCCCGCCGGGCGUCCAGCACCGGAACAGGACGAUCUUCUCAAGCCAGCAGUCCGUGGCCUUGGAGAAAGAAUUCCAGAGAGGGCAGUACCCCGACUCCGCUACCCGGGAGAAACUGGCCUCAGCCACCCAGCUCCCCGACACCACCAUCAGGGUUUGGUUUUCAAACCGAAGAGCCAAAUGGAGACGAGAGGCAAAGCUGAAGCUGGAGACUGACCGUGCAGCUCCCCAGGCCUUUGCUGCUUUUCAUCCGUCCUCAAUGACCGACACCAUCUCCACACAGCACCUGGCUGCCUCCCCGGACACCCCCAGCUUCACUGUCUACCCGGGGACCUCCCAGCCACUGCAUCUGAGCGCCUCUCCGCCCGGCGCCUGGGAAGAGCCUUGCUGUG
Molecule: messenger RNA, 966 nt
Organism: Terrapene triunguis (Three-toed box turtle)
Lineage: Eukaryota; Metazoa; Chordata; Testudines; Emydidae
Product: paired box protein Pax-4
Exons: 9
Biological process (GO): regulation of transcription by RNA polymerase II; anatomical structure development
Molecular function (GO): RNA polymerase II cis-regulatory region sequence-specific DNA binding; DNA-binding transcription factor activity, RNA polymerase II-specific
Source: RefSeq, a predicted model, not a curated record